Messenger RNA from Saccostrea cuccullata (small rock oyster), 1300 nucleotides. RefSeq lists its product as uncharacterized. Lineage: Eukaryota; Metazoa; Mollusca; Bivalvia; Ostreida; Ostreidae. The coding region runs from base 137 to 835 and encodes 232 amino acids. The record is from RefSeq and is a predicted model, not a curated record. The transcript has a single exon.
CUCAAUUUUCAGGGGGGCAAAAAUUGGUGUGAUUGGUCAUGUUCUUAAGGAUGGAGUUUUGACUUUGUAUAUAGAAAAGAAAUGUAGCGAAUCGAAGUCAUUGAUAAAGAAUAUCAGAGAUAAUUUCAAUGGCAAGAUGGAGGAGAUUUUGAUUGACAAAACAUUCGCUACAAGCUAUUCAAAAAUUACGUCCGGUGAAGAAAUCAUAUCUCCAAAAGGUAGUGGAACUCUAGGGAUGUUUGGUCAAUUGAAUGGUUUUCCAGUGGCAGUAACGGGUGGACACGUAAUAGAAGAAGGCCAGCUCGCGCAGUUUCAUAUUCAUGGCGAAUGCGUGAACUUUGGAGCAUGCAUUUGGCCUUUAGUAGCAGAAUGCCAAACGCAUAUUCCAGAUAUUGCUGUCAUAGAAAUAGAUAAAAAUAUAAUGAAUAAAAUUUCCUAUCGAAUUGGAAAUAAUGUUACAAUUCAUACAAGAAAGCUUUUAGAAUUGAAAAAUCGGAAAGUUUUCAAAUAUGGUGCUACAACUAAUUUAACGCAUGGCUAUGUAGAGGAUAUUGACAGCAUGUCUUUAUUUGAAUCGACUGAUGUAGCCCUGGUAGCACAUGAAGAUGACGAUAAAAACUUUGCGAAAGAGGGAGAUAGCGGUGCUAUUGUGCUUACAAAAUUCAACGACCAACAUUUUGCAAUUGGUGUUGUGUACGGUGGGGGUUUAAAUCCACGGAAUAGCCCCAAAACAGUAUCGCCAAAAACAUCUGUUAUUGUAAGCCUUAAUCAUGCAAUUCAACGUUUUAAGGAAGGAUACGAAAAUUGUCAAGUUCUAAGCCUAGACUCCUUGUAAUCUGCAGUUAAUUUUUGAGAUGAAAUAUUGUGAGCCACUCCUAUUUUUUCUUAACUUUUCCGGAGAGGGAAACUAUGAAGUAAACGAGCAAUAAUCUACUGCAAUAGUCAUUUUAAAGCAUCUGUAAACAGAUCCUGUCGCUCUGUCACAAGUAUCGUAUGCCAUAAUUCGGUAAACCGACAAAGUCGUAGACAACAAGGGCACCGCAAAGCGGAGCAUCCCCUUGCAAAAGAGCAUAUUUAUAAAUAAUGGCGGCAUUCGACAUUGAUCCCAAUGCAAAUUUCGUCACUUCGAUGUUGUCAGUCCGUCCUCAGUUAUGUUUAAGUUGUUAAAUUCUGCACUGAACACAGUCUCAAAAAUUCCAAAACAAUACAAAUAUCUGAAGAGGGAACAGAACACGGAUCCAUGGGAAAUCAAAGGUGGGAUCAGGUGUCCAAGAAGAGCAUCCUGUUGACAGUUAAAGGA